[Candida] anglica is the source of this 3718-nucleotide messenger RNA. NCBI's taxonomy places the organism in Eukaryota, Fungi, Ascomycota, Pichiomycetes, Serinales, Debaryomycetaceae. The record is from the annotation of a GenBank genome assembly.
UAAUUCACCUCAACGUAACAUCUCUUGAUUCUAAGGAGAAAAUUAUAUACAACCGAGAAAAAAAAGAGGUUAGUUGAAUCCUUUUCCCCGAUUGAAGUAACUGCUAGUCCACUCUCCAGUUAAGUCUAACACAUUUGACUCUGAAAUUGCAACUUAGGUCAUUCUAUAGUUAACCUUCUUUGCAUCGAAGAGAAGUAAAUGUACCUGGAAUUGAAUUUACUUUUUUAGAUACUGCAAAAAAAGAGGACUAAUUCAACCUGUUAUACUUCAGAGCUAACAUCAACUAAUCAUGGGACUCUUAUCGAAGUUUAGAAAUGAUAAAGGUGCCAAGCGGACAAAUUCCCAUAGUAGAACAAACACAGCAACCAGCUCUUUGGUUGGUAGUGAUUUCCUGACUACGGCUUCCGAUUCAUCUCAUUCUUCCACGGAAACUCCCUCUUCUACCUAUCAUGAUAAGGGUUUAAAUCAAAUGCAAAAAUCUCCUCGUAUUAAUGAUGGGAUUCCUCGUCAUCUUAAGCCUAGUCGUAUGAAUCAACCGGUUGCUAUGAGAAGAAAACCACCACCGGAAGGGGUUGAAACUUCUGUUCAAAGUCCUCGUACUCCUCCACCAACUCAACAACAAUUUCAAUCGAAUGGGAAAUUCCAAUCCCGUAUUAAUCACCCAACUUCUUCCAGUAAUGGUGCCGGAGAUUAUCCGAUCAAUCCAUUGAUCUCUCCUAAAAUCAGAAAGCAACCAUCUCCUCCUGCAAAUGGACACCUGAAGAAUAGUAGUUAUUCCAAGAGUCCAUUGGGGAGAGAACAAGAAAAUGAAGAAGGAAUGAAUGCACCAUACUCUCUUGAUCCUUCAACCGGUAAGCCAUCUGAUGUAUCCAUGAGAUCGAUUAGUAACACUUCGUUUGGGAACAAUACUACAGACUCAACAUUUUCAAGCUCUAGUGAACUUGAUGAACAAGAUGGAAAUAACCUCACUUUGUCCAGUAUGGAUCCUCUGAGAAUUCAACAGAAUCUGUACACUCCUCAACAUCUUCCACAUCCGGUGGAGAGUGACACACCAAAAUCAUUGAGUUCAAGAAGUUCCCUGGCUAAUCUUUAUCAAGGAUAUGCUCCACAACAAUAUCCACAACAACAACCUCCACAUGGAUAUUACCCGGGUAUGGGUAUACCACCACAGCAACAUGUUCCAGGAUAUCCACAAAUGCCAUACUUUAACCAAAUGUAUGCACAAGGAGCUGGGUAUCCUGGAGGCGCACCAUACUAUGGAGAACCUCAAUAUUCUGCACCAUCAACCCCUAGAAUUCAAAGUCGUAGAGCUUCAACUACCCUGUUGAGUUACACUCACCCAGAUAUGUAUGGUCCUAACCCUGAUGCCAUGUCCAGAAAAUCAACUAUCACUUCGAAUAGACACAGUUCUGCACCUUCAUUCGUGGGAAAGAGCCGUGCAACUUCGUCAUAUAAUUUGAAUGGUGUUACUGAAGAUAAACUUUCAGAAGAGGAUGAAGAAAAGAAGAAGAGUUUGAAAUCUUCUUCAGGGACAAUCUCGCAAGAUAUGCUGGAUUUAAGUUUAAAUCCAACUAAUUAUAGAUAUAUUUCUGAUUAUGAUCGUUAUUUCUUUGAUGGUAGUGACAAUGAGGAUAGUAAGCAGCCUCCAGAAGAGGAUGCCAAGUUGGAAACUUCUAGAAAAUCUUCGACUUCGUCAUCGGCUUCAUAUAAUUCCAUUGAAAGAGGAUCAUCUGGAAAAUUCAAAGUUGGAUCAGCCUCUGAACGUUUAGAACGGAUUCAAACAUUGUCAAGAAGUAACAAAACCCUGCCAACCAAACAGCAGGCUGUCGAUGAAGCCGCAAGAAGAUUAAGCAGAAAUAGUAGACGUGCCUCUACUUCGGUUUUGUCUUCCAAUGCUCAAGCACCUUAUGAUAUGGGCAGCCAUGCUGGAUCAGUUCAAGACUUUAAUUCUGUGGGUUAUCCACCAAACCGAAUGGGUAUGAUGAAAUCCCAAUCUAUGGAACCUUUCAUGAUGGCCGGUAUGUCUCCAGGAAUGUACAAUGGCGGUAUGGCAAAUUAUAGUAAUGAAUAUAUCUCGGCUCAAAAAAGACACACCAUGGGAAUGAUGGAUCAAAGACGCAACAUGAUGCCAAUGGGAUAUGGACAAUAUGCUCAACCACCAAUGAUGCAUUAUGCGUCCCCAAUGGGAAAUCAAAGUCGUAGUACAUCCCCACAUAGACAAAUGAUGGGUAAUAGCCAACCCCAUGACUCAAUUUUGAACAAAAAGAUUGAAAAUUAUAUUUCAUUACGUCGUAUAAUUGCUUCUGGUAACAAGACAUUGGAAUAUAGAUUGAAAUGGGUUAAGAUGCUUGUUAACUCAACUAAUUCCAAAUUGUACAUGUAUAUCAACAUUAAGGGUGAACCAAUUAAUCCAGAAUCUAUUGCACAACAUAGAGAAUUAUUCAUCAAAUCAUCAACUAAUCAUACUCUUAAAUUAUUAAGAGAAACUGAAAAUAAAGAAAAAUAUGAAGAAAUUUAUUCUGAAGUUUGUUAUAUUUAUGGUUGUUUCCUUAAACAAGAUUAUGUUGAAUUAUAUGAACAAGAUUUCAAUAUUGAAAAGAAUGUUGAUGAAGCAUUAAGAUAUUUUGAAAAGAGUAUUGAAGUUAGAGGUAACAAUUUCAAGAGUUUCUAUAAAUUAGGUGAACUUUAUGAAGAUGAACUUUAUGGGAAAUUUGAACCAAAUGAAGGAGAAGAUUUCAUUGCAACUGCCUUGAAUUAUUAUAAACAAUCUGCUCAAUAUGGAUAUAAUAAGGCAAUUUUCAGAAUUUCUUUACUUUAUUUGAAUAAUGCUGAGCAUAGAUCUCCAAAAUGUAUUAAAUAUUUGGGAGAUUUAGCCAAUGUUGAUACUAAUUCCAAAGAAAUUCAACUUGAAGAUGACGAUAGAGAUGAAUUAGAUCAUGUUAUUGGUAAUGCUGCUUUUCAAAUGGGUAGAAUUUAUGAAGGUCUUUAUCCUGGUGAACUUACAUCUGAAAGCGAAUUUGUUAUUAAAUGUUUACAAAUGGCUCCAGUUAAUUGGGGUAAAGCCUUAACUUAUUAUAACAAGGCAGCAAGACUCAAUUGUAUUCUUGCCCAAGUCAGGCUUGCAAAGGUUUAUGAGAACGGUGAAUUAGAUCGUCAACAAAACCCCAACAAAUCUAUUCAAUGGUUUAUGAAGGCUUCUUCCUCUCCAAUUUCUUCAAUGAGAAAUUAUGAAGCGAUGUUAGGAUUGUCCCGUUGGUAUAUGAAGGGAAGCAAUGGGUUAAACCGGUCUAUUCCGUACCCAGACCCACCAAAGGCCUUGCUUUGGUGUGAACGUGCAUUGGCAUCCAAUUCUGCUGAUGCCUUUUUUGCUCGUGGAUUAUUAGCAGAACAAGGAUUAGGUAUUGAACCUGCACAACAAUUCUUUGAGGCUGCUUAUGAACUCGGCCAUCAAAUAGCUGGCCAAAGAUUGGGGUUGGUUUCAGAUGACGAACCAGAAGAACCAAUUCCAGAAGAAUCUUAUGAGUAUGAUCUUCAGGAAGAAUUCAAGGUUGAUGAAUCUAUCAGUACCCCACAUUUAAGUACUCAACAAUUAGAUUGAGGAAAGCAUGUGGCAAAAAUAAAAAUGAAAGAAUAAUUUUUUUUGAACGAAGUUGCUCAGGAGCAGAAACACUUAAGCACAACCAUAUAAGCAUUUAAUUUAAUUACAUUACAAAAUAAA